Messenger RNA from Trichomonas vaginalis G3, 549 nucleotides. Its product is annotated as nitroreductase family protein. Gene Ontology annotation, molecular function: oxidoreductase activity. The coding region runs from base 1 to 549 and encodes 182 amino acids. Lineage: Eukaryota; Parabasalia; Trichomonadida; Trichomonadidae. The transcript has a single exon. The record is from RefSeq and is a predicted model, not a curated record.
AUGACAAGCGUGUUUGAAUGUAUAGAAAGAAGAAGAACUAUUAGGCAUUAUGAUCAAAAUUGGGUAUGUCCAAAAGAGCACCUUGAAGCUAUUGUAAAUGCAGCUCUAAAAUCCCCAACUGCAUGUAAUCGUCAAAGUAUUGACCUUCUCGUUAUUACAAACAAAGAGGUAUUGGAUAAAAUAGGUGAAGUUGGUCUUAAUACAUUAAAGAAAGGUACAAAAGAGCAUAUGGAAGAAAGAAAACAUGAAGGAUACAAAAAUGUUUUUACUUGUGAUGCUCCUGUGCUCUUUCUUUUGGUUAAAAACGAUAGGGUUAAUCCAUUAUAUACAGAUGUCGAUGCUGGAAUCAUGUGCGAAUCAAUUAUGCUCACUGCAGCAAGUUACGGAUAUGGAACAAUGUGCAUUGGUGUUCUAAGAGCAACUGACUUAUAUGAAGCUGUAGGAAUUCACAAAGAAGACCUUGCAAUGGCUGUUUGCAUGGGUAAAAUCGAAGAUGGAUACGUUCCACCGGAAAAACCAAUCAAAUGCAAAGCCACAUACAUAGAAUAA